CAGUGUCACAGGGAAACAUUAACAGAGUGCUGGGAGCUGCUACAUACUGCUGGUAAAAGUGAAACAUGAAUUACGAUAAAGAAGGAAACCCGGCAGGAUAUCCACCACCUGGAGCUGGAGGAGCCUAUCCACCUCCACCAGCAUAUAAUCCAUCCCCAGGAGCAGCCUAUCCACCUCCACCAGUUUAUAAUGCACAACCAGGACAGCCAGUCUUUGUGACAUCUGCAUUUCAUGACACCCCUGCAUCAACAACCUGCCCCUCGUGUAGGCAGAAUGUAAUCACCAACAUACAUUAUAAUACCGGAUCACUCGUGUGGCUUCUGUUUGCCAUCCUACUGAUUUUUGGGUGUUGGCUGGGAUGCUGCUUGAUCCCAUUUUGUGUGGAUAGCUGUAAGGAUGUUGAUCAUUUUUGCCCAAACUGCAAUCACCAUUUGUACAAAUAUAAAAGACUGUGAAAAGAGAAGAAUACCUAUUAUAAUAAUGCUUUACAUUCUGGUUUUUUUGGCAUACAAUUAUGAAUAAAAUAUACUCAUUUCAAUUCCUUUUAACUAUAUUUUUAAUAAAAUAAAUUGUAAAAUAAAUGUAAAAUAGUGCUUGCAUUAAAGAUCUUUUACUCAAA
Messenger RNA from Xenopus laevis (African clawed frog), 619 nucleotides. It is a transcript of the gene litafd.S, whose product is annotated as LITAF domain containing S homeolog. The coding region runs from base 66 to 455 and encodes 129 amino acids. Gene Ontology annotation, cellular component: membrane; cytoplasmic side of late endosome membrane; nucleus. Gene Ontology annotation, molecular function: zinc ion binding. Lineage: Eukaryota; Metazoa; Chordata; Amphibia; Anura; Pipidae. The transcript is spliced from 6 exons. The record is from RefSeq and is a predicted model, not a curated record.